This is a messenger RNA of Solea solea (common sole), 2551 nucleotides long. RefSeq lists its product as uncharacterized. The transcript has 2 exons. Bases 1221 to 2300 code for a protein of 359 amino acids. NCBI's taxonomy places the organism in Eukaryota, Metazoa, Chordata, Actinopteri, Pleuronectiformes, Soleidae. The record is from RefSeq and is a predicted model, not a curated record. Gene Ontology annotation, molecular function: zinc ion binding; nucleic acid binding.
UCUUCACGGGUGCACUCCAUCACCGACAGAAUCAAUCAUUGCGUCAUUGCGUAAUUGCGGGGCAGUGCCGCCCACUGUUAUAUAUAUGGGCAGGUAACUGCGCCUUUGAUGUGCGUCAUACCUUCCUCCCGGAUGCUGUGAUCAGUCAGAUCGUGGUUUGGCGUGGCCGUGACAGAUCGGUGAUCCAUACUCCCUAAUUGUGCGGUAGGUUACGCUGGUAGGAUUAUUGAAUGCAGUGAUGAAGUUAUGGCGAGUGGUAGUGGUGUCACGCUUCCACUCUGUUGUGUGCAGAGUCUGCUGCGUUGCCUGUGCGGAGCUGAAGUGUGCUCCCUCCACUGUGGGUGAACACAUCAGUGUCGGAAGGUAAGCUGGCUACAUUAUGCUCUGGCCCCUGGUAGCUCUUGUUGGACCGCUGACUGAAUGGCUUUUUGGUCUUUAGUUGCCGUGGACGGCAAGUGAGCCGUGCGCUCUCUCUCUCUCUCGCUCUCCCUCUCCUCACGAGUUGGAAGCGCUGCGCUGCUAUCCUCUGGGCAGGAGCUGUGGGGCAGAUAGCGGCUGGUCCCCUGGUGGUGGUGUCCGUCAUUGGUCCCUCGGCUGUACAGCACUUGGGUGUCAUCUGGAUGGUGUACGGUACUCACUGUGGUGUAGACUAAGACCCCUUUCCCUUCUCAGAUUUCCUCCAGCUGCAUUAGGCCCCCAGCCCUGGCCCGGCCUUGUGUUUUUUUAUUAAGCGGAGCAGGUAGUCUACAUUGUCCCCCGCUAAGACUAAGACAGUGAUUGACUCCUGUUAUUAAUAGUAUUUUUAAAGAUUGUUAAUAAAAUAUUUACUUAUUGUUGGAAUCACGUCUAAUCUCAGUGCUUUUCGAACCUGUGCCCUUAGUCUAGGUGGAGACUUAACGUGGCCCAUAUUAGUAAUUUUAUUUAGUUAUUUCCUCGGGGUGAAAUUCCCUGAGGUGGCGUUGUCGGUUUGUCCUCACCUCCCACCAUUUUGCCACAUCUUGGCGUUGUCGGCAGGAUGCACUCUUGAAGAUAGAGACGUGAAUUCCAUUUUUUUUGUUUUCUUUAAUUCUGUUUUACUCAUAGGGUUACAUUGUGGGAUUGUUUAUUUUACUGUGAAUUUGUGUGUUGUAGGGGGGACAGAACAGCAGUAUUUGCCACAGAGUGAACUAGUUUUAUAUUAAGUGAAUUUUGUGCAGUGUGUGUGCACCUUACUUAUUAUUAUGGAGGAGGAAAUGCAGCAGCUUAGAGACCUGGUUAUGCAGCUCCGGACCGAUAACGAGCGACUAUUGCGGGAAAGGGCUUUGUCUCCAGCGGGUCCUAGUACAGCUAACCUAGCUUCCCCGGCAUCUGGUCGUGAGGCCCCAGUUCUAGGCCCCAGCGCUUCUGUUACCGAGCGGUUGGUGGUAGUGCCUAGAGACCGGCGGUGUCCUAUGUUUAAUGGGAGAACAGGCAUAGUGAUAGCCGAGUGGACCGAGGAGAUACAGGCAUGCAUGCGUGUCCGCCAUCUGUCUGUCAUUGACCAGGCCUUCUUUAUUUUCGAUCAUUUGGAAGGAGAGGCACGGGAGGAGAUUAAGUAUCGCACUAGUGUGGAGCGUGGCGACCCCAUUAAGGUUUUAGCCAUUUUAAAGGAGUUGUAUGGUUGUGCUCAGUCAUAUGUCACCUUACAGCAAGCCUUUUUUGCUAGGAAGCAGCAAGAGGGCGAAACACUCCAGGAGUUUUCCCUGGCCCUAAUGGCUCUUAUGGAAAAGGUGGAACAAUGUGCUCCUGAUGGUUUGCUUAAUGCAAGGGUGUUACUUCGUGACCAAUUUGUAGAGCAUGUCCUUGACAGUGCUCUUCGUCGGGAAUUAAAACAGUUUGUCCGUGGCCAACCUGAUGCUACUCUUUUGGAGGUGCGUGCAGAAGCCAUUAGGUGGGAGAGGGAAGGGUUUCCAGGGGGCACUAGAGAACGCAGUUACUCCCUCCCUUCAACGUAUGGCCUUCAGUGUAGGGUACAGAGUGGUCCCGGCCCGGCCCCCCUUGCUGCCUCAUAUGGGUCAGAGCUAGGAGAGUUAAAGGAGCUUUUGAAGCGUCAGCAGGAACAGCUCAAUCAGCUCACCCAGACAGUAGCGUCUUUGCAGAACCGUCCCAUACAGACUCACCCUCCUCGCAGUGGCCCGCUGAUCUGUCGAAGGUGCCAUCAGCCGGGGCAUUUCGCGAGAGAAUGUGUUGGGGAACGGGUUCCUGCUCGUGCUAAUUCUGCCACUGGAUUUCCCUCUAACAGGGCCAGGCCAUUUCCCCGCUCUCACCAGUCGGAAAACUGACGCCCUCUGAGUUGUUGAGCCACAGCUCAGAUGGGGAGCCGAUGGGCUCACAGGUUGGUCCUACAGCCAGAUUGAUGUCAUCUUGUCCCACCAUUGAGGUUUCAAUGGGGGGGGUUUCCAUUUCCUGUUUGGUGGACACAGGGUCAAUGGUGUCCACCAUUACUGAGAGUUUCUUUCUAGAGCAGUUUGCACCGUGGAGUCAUGAUCGUCUUCAGUCGUGUCACUGGUUGCAGCUUCGGGCAGCUAAUGGC